Camellia sinensis is the source of this 1066-nucleotide messenger RNA. NCBI's taxonomy places the organism in Eukaryota, Viridiplantae, Streptophyta, Magnoliopsida, Ericales, Theaceae. The record is from RefSeq and is a predicted model, not a curated record.
UUGAGCAUGUUGUGGGGGAGCACAUUUGAUAUUCAGGAGAAGGUUAAUAGUCGUGUUGGAGCUGAGUUUCGAGCGGUGACAGCGAAGAUGAUGGUGCUGUUGGGGAAGCCCAGCUUGUCUGAUUUUUUUCCUGGGCUGGUGAGUUUUGAUUUGCAAGGAGUGGAAAGGGAGAUGAAGGAGAUAGUCGUCGAUGUAGAGAGGGUUUUUGAUUCUGUGAUUGAUACACAGGUGAAAAUGGAGGCGGUCAACGACAGAGGGAAGAAGGAUUUUUUGCAGAUUUUGUUGGAGCUCAAGGGGGAAAAUGGUGCGACACCAAUUACCAAGACACAAAUAAAGGCCUUGUUGAUGGACAUUGUAGUGGGGGGAACAGACACUACAGCCACCAUGGUGGAGUGGGUGAUGACGGAGAUCAUGCAUAACCCACCGAUAAUGAAAAAAGUCCAAGAAGAAUUAUCAGGCAUUGUGGGAAUGAACAACUUUGUAGAAGAGUCCCAUAUGCCCAAAUUACUCUACUUAGAUGCGGUCGUGAAGGAAACAUUUCGAUUACACCCUUCACUUCCUCUCUUAGUCCCUCGGUGUUCUAGCCAAUCUUGUGUAGUUGGCGGAUACAGCAUACCAAAGGGCACUAGGGUGUUUUUGAACGUUUGGGCAAUCCAAAGGGACCCUAACUUUUGGGACAAUCCAUCAGAGUUUAGGCCGGAGAGGUUCUUGGGUGACGACAACAAAUGGGACUACACCGGCAACAAUUUUCACUAUCUUCCAUUUGGAUCAGGGAGGAGAAUAUGUGCUGGCAUUCCUCUUGCAGAGAAAAUGGUGAUGUAUGUGUUGGCUUCACUUUUGCAUUCAUUCAAUUGGCACUUGCCAGAGGGUGAAGAGCUUGAUCUUUCAGAGAAGUUUGGGAUUGUUAUCAAGAAAGAGACACCCUUGAUUGCCAUCCCCACACAAAGGUCAUCUGACUUGAACUUUUAUGCAUAAUAGAGCACAUAACUAGGUGCAGUGGAAAAACACCAGACCUUAUGGAAUCAAUCAGGUUGUAGACCGUGGUUGAUUUUGGGAUCUCUCCUCC